AUGGAAAAUUCGUAUCAAAGUACUGCUGAUUCAACUUCAUCACCUGCAAUUAUAAUUCCUCCUCUUGCUGGCCUUUCCUCUGUCAAUCAAACAGAUGACAAUCAAGAAGUGCAGAAUAAUAUUGCCUAUCAAUCACCAGGUAGCGAACCUUCCUCUCCAACCGGUCCUCCUUCCAAAAAGAAACCAAAACUAUUGUGUGGCUGUAUUCGAACUGAUAGAUAUUUGGGUUUUAUUGAACUGAAACCUGGUAUUACGUGGGUUCAUAUUACUUGUUUCUAUAUUUUGGUUGUCAUUUUGCUUAGUAUGUUCGUAUUUAUUAAUGCCAUGUCAAGUUAUGUUUUCGAAGCUUAUCUGAGAGGUACUGUAAAUAGAAAAGAUCAAGGUAAAUUGGCUGGUGACUUGUCGUUUUACAAUGAAUUGUGCAUUUUGGCAUUUGGCUUGAUUUGGGGCGUGCUGACUGAUAUUUUGAGAGGUAGAAAGUUUGUGUACAUGAUUGGUUUCUUAUUUAUGGGAAUUGGAUUGUUCCUCUAUACAUUUGCUGAAACUAUUUGGCAAUUGAUAAUCUACAGAAUUAUUUUUGCUAUUGGUGCUGCCAGUACAAGUAGUAUGUUAACUGCCAUUGUUGGUGACUAUGUCAAGAAUAAGGAUAGAGGUAAAGCAUCUGGUUUGUUGGGAUUGGCAUCUGGUCUUGGUGCUGUUGUCUCUGCUUUGGCUUGUUUAAAGAUUCCAUUAUGGAUUCAAAGUGCUGAUCCAACCAUUUCAACAGGUCAAGCAGGUAUGAUUGCCUUUAUGAUUAUGGCCUUCUUCUGUAUUAUUGCCAUGUGUGCCUUAAUGAUCUUCUUCAAGGGAAGAAUUUUCCCAAUUUGUGACUCUAAACAAGAACGUGAAGCAACCAGAAGAGAAAUGGCUGAAAGUAGUGAUUGUGAAGAAGAGGAUGAUGAAGAAAGAUUCAACAUUAAGAAAUCCUUCAUCAGAUUCAAAAAUAUCAUUUGGGAAGGUUUAUUUGUUGCUCCAGCAAAGAGACCAUCUCUCAUUCUUGCCUACAUUUCUGGUUUCGUUGCUAGAGGUGACUCUAUUCUCAUUACUACCUUUAUUACAUUGUGGGUCUCUCAACAAAUGAUUGACAUUCAUGAUUCAUCCAAGGCAGAUGCUACUGCUAGAGGUGGUACUAUUUCUGGUAUUUGUCAAACUUUUGCUCUCAUUGCUGCUCCAUUUGUUGGUAUUUUUGCUGACUUGAGAUUUAGAAGAAAGAAGAAUCAAGAUGUUGAACAACAACCUGAACAAGAGGAUGAUUUCAAGACUGAUUUUGUUAGAAAAAUGUCGAGAUUGAUUGUUAUGGCAAUUGUCUCUGCAAUUUCAGGUGUUGGUUAUACCAUGUUAUCUUUCCUCACUGAUGUCACUGGUGGUUUUGUCUAUUUACCAAUUGCAUUGAUUGGUAUUGGUGAAAUUGGUGUCAUUAUUUGUUCUCAAAUCCUUGUCACUGCUGAAUCACCAAGUAAGGUCAGAGGUAGCGUAAGUGGUAUCUUUACUCUCUUUGGUGCUGCUGGUAUUUUAGUGGCCACAAAGGUUGGUGGAUAUUUAUUCGAUGAUUGGAAACCAAGUGGUCCAUUCCUUUUCUAUGGAGUUCUCAAUUUUGCAUUAUUUAUUAUUUCUAUCGGUUUCAUUAUUGCCCAUGUUAUUUACAGGUUCAAGGUUGGUAGAAACUCCAAUAAAGGAGUUGACCUUAAGUAAAAACAUAAAAUUAACUUAUUGAAUCAAAA
Messenger RNA from Naegleria gruberi, 1760 nucleotides. RefSeq lists its product as uncharacterized. Bases 1 to 1731 code for a protein of 576 amino acids. The transcript has a single exon. NCBI's taxonomy places the organism in Eukaryota, Heterolobosea, Eutetramitea, Acrasida, Naegleriidae. The record is from RefSeq and is a predicted model, not a curated record. Gene Ontology annotation, biological process: transmembrane transport. Gene Ontology annotation, molecular function: transmembrane transporter activity.